Rhipicephalus microplus (southern cattle tick) is the source of this 4921-nucleotide messenger RNA. RefSeq lists its product as uncharacterized. Gene Ontology annotation, cellular component: nucleus; histone methyltransferase complex; transcription regulator complex. The record is from RefSeq and is a predicted model, not a curated record. Gene Ontology annotation, biological process: positive regulation of transcription by RNA polymerase II. Lineage: Eukaryota; Metazoa; Arthropoda; Arachnida; Ixodida; Ixodidae.
UGGCGGAUUCUGUUAUUGUUCCAUGGCGCACAUCACGGGGAUAAAAUUAUGCUCGAAAAAAUAUCUCAAGCAGAUAUGGAGGAAGGGGAAGGCCAGGACCUAGCCACCACAGUACUGACCUGUGAGGGGGACCUGCACGACCCCGGAUUCCCGGGGCGUCUCCAGAGCCUCGUGCUGCGCCUCCGGGAACUCAUCUCCGAUGAGGAGCAGCCGUUGUGGGUGAAGAAGGUGGAGCCGUGGAACAGCGUGCGGGUGACGUUCACACUCCCCCGUGAUGCGGCGUUACGGCUGCGGCAGCUGGCCCAGCGUGGCGACCGGGCACUCCGAGAACUGGGCAUCCUCUCGGUCCAGGUUGAGGGAGAUCAGAUCAUCAGCCUUACGCUUGCUGGUCGUUAUGGGGAGCCACCGAAGGAAAUCAUCAUCCAGAAGGCGGCGGAAGAGGGUAGUGAGCAGGGCUCACAGGCGUCGCCGCACGUGUCUGGAGUGCCAUCAUCAUCCCCAGCUCUUUCCGCAGCUGCAUCCAGUCGUGCAGGCUCCUCUUCUGCCACCACUACGCCUGCAGAGCCUCCCUCUAUCCAGGCUAGGAGUCCCGCCUUUGCAGCUGCAGCGGCCACUUCAACCAGCGGCAGCAGCGGCAGUGCCUUUCGCUCUCCCAACGUAGUCGCCCCGCCACCGCGGGAACCGCUGCCAUUUCUUUCGAGUGGCUCGUCGCGACUGGUGCGGCCCAGCGCCAAGACACGUCCGCCGUUUCCCUUCGCAAGCAUGACUCACUCCAUGAAGCAGAACAGCGCGGCGGCCGCCGCAGCGGCAGUAGCCACGACGACAAGCGGGAGCAGGUUUCCAUUCUCACCCUCACCUCCUCUAGCCGCGGCACUUGGGGCAGCGCAGCGGCUCGGCAAUGCAACGCGCGGCAACGUGGCACUGUCUAGUCCGCUGCUGGUGAACCUACUCCAGAGCGAAACGGGGUCCAGUGGCCCGCAGAAGACGAUGAUGCCUCCACCUCUGGACACGGGCCAGCCGACAAAGAGGAAGCGCAGGCCCACGAAAAGCAGCCGGGGCAAAGAGGGCUGUUCCCCACCCGGUUCGCCUGCUUCGCCACCCCCCAUGAGCCCGAGCUGCGACAUUGCUAACGUUCUUGGCAGCCGCAGCUACCCCCUGUCCUCCCACAUUCCCGCCUCACCACCCCGUGCGGCGCCACCAACGGCGACAGUUUCCGUGGCUCCUCCUUCACCCCCCGCUGCUGUCGAGAGUCGCACGACCACUCACCUCAUCAACCCUUUCACGGGCCACCUGGAACCCAUGCCUUCUGACGAAGAGGACGACGAACCGGCUGUUCGGGACCUCGAGACCUCGGAGUCUUCCGAGAAUGGAGGCCACUCGGAGCGCAGCCUCUCCGAUGGAAGCUCCGGUGGCAAGGAUCCAGGCAACCCAUCUUCGGACACGGACUCCGGCAUCGGAAAGUCAACAUCUUCGCAGUCCUCAAACGACCCUGAGCCACCUAUACGCGAGGAGGUGUCUCGUGUGUCUUUGCCGCCGACAGAAGGCGAGAAGCUCAAGCUGAGGCUAAAGCUCGACUCUAAGAGGACCUGCCCCGUGAAAACGGAGAUAGAGGCGUCUUCACCACCUUCGCCGCAGGGCGAGCCUCCCCGGGUUCCGCCACUGCACAUCUCCCUGCGUGGCCCGAACGUGGCGGUGGUGGUGAGCCCGCGGAAACCAGAGGCAGUCCCCAAGAAGCGACCGCCACGAUCCCCACGGUCAAGCAAUGGUGCGGAAAGUGGUGGGGGCGGCAACGACGCUCGGAGGGGCUACCGCGGGGCCAGGGCUCGGGCUGACAAGGGAGCUGAGCGGACGCGGGAGCUUAGCUUGCUGUCCGGCGGUGGCAUCGUGCGAGUGCCCGUGUCCAUGUCGCCGACAGUUGUGCUGACGCCGCUGCAACUGCAGCACCCAAUGGGAGCCGGCAGCACCCGGAGGACUCUGCCGUCGCCUUCUUCUUCUUCCUCUUCGCCUUCUUCUUCGUCGCCCUCAUCCGCCUCUUCCUCCUGCGCACAGAGUACAAAACCCCACUGGUCUGCCACCUCGCUGGGGCCAGAGGCAGACUCCUCCGUUAGCGAUGGUUCCAGCCCGCUGCGGGACCGUCCCGAUCUACCUCACGCCCUGCGGUCUGCGGACAACGACAGCGUCGCUGCCACGUCGGCAACGACAAUGACGGUAGCGACGACCGUGGCAAUUCCGCCGCGUCAAGCUGGCAACAACGAACCUGCCACAAACAGUGCCUUGGGAGCCCUCGAGUGCCACACAACGCCACACCGGACGACACCUAGGCCCAGGAGUGUUCCAACGCCUGAGACGAAUGGCGUGCUGCACACUGACGAGGAAGAGCAGCGAUCACCCAGCCCCUGCCGUGCUUCCCCGUCCUCCCUGGCCAAGACGAUGACAACAGUGGCAAUGACGAGUGCAAUAGAGAAGAAGCCCCUCGCCAACUGCGUCGACGGACCCAUCGCCAACCACAUCGGCUCGACCAAGGGCGACGGGGUCGACGAGCUCCGCGAGAUGGCUGAGCGGAGGCUGUCUCCGACACCUAUGGCGCGGAUCAUCUCCCUGGAUGCCGUCGCAACUAAGAAGGCCACGUUUGGCGGUCCCGUUUUCGAGGUGUCAGACGUAGACGUGCCCGCGGCGCUCAAACUGGGUGGCCUGGUAGGUGGAAACCACAGAAUGCCCCUGCUAAUUUCAACUGGCGGUGGUGGCGGAACGUUUCGUGGUGACGUGAUGCUUCGCCAAGAGUAUGCUGCCGCCACCCACCACCACCCGCACCACCACUUCCACUGCACAACAGCUAAUUCCGUCCUCAAGCCCGGCAUCGUGCGCAUGAACCGGCUCAGGUUUGGAGCGGGCUUUGCCGCAACCACUGCAGCUUCUGCGGUCCCAGCCACAGGAACGUUGCAGCCGAGGGUGGAGGCAUUGGCGUCGAGCGUGGCCGCAAAGACCAACGGCAUCGCGUCGUCAUCGCCACUGCAGAAUGAGUGCGACUCGACGAUAGAUGCGGAGUCUAGCCUAGACUCUGACGACCUUGUCCCAAACGGGCCAUCAACGACGUCCCUAGUGGCGGCAGCAUCACUGUCGGCAAGUGCAACAUCACAGACGCUAUCUGCGGCAAGUGCAAUUGUGUCCAGGUCGGACGGGUUUUCAGAACUGCCACUGUCUCGUGGCCUUUGCGACUCUGCGACCAACGGCAGUGUGGAUUUUGUUGCAGUGGUCGGCAGUGACAAUGGUGUGACGACCACAGGGAGGGCCGAGGAGAACGGGGAGGGUGUGUCGCCGGACUCAAACCACGAGCCGCUACCACGUGACCUUUUAGGCCCCAGCGACACGGAUGGUGACAAAAGCGGUGAGGAGGAGGAGGCAAGCUCGGCCCUGUCUGAGGAAAGAGGGAGUUCGGUCUCGCCACCGAGCGAAGAUCCCUGCAGCAACAUUCCGCCGGACCGGCCGUCGUCGGCAUCGUUGCCACCUGCCGCACCCUCUCCUCUCUCUCCACCACUGUCCUCCUCCCCUGGAACCACUGCUGUGGUGGUGGCCUCUAGUCAGUCGAUGGCCACCCCAUCCGAGGCAGUAGUGACCCCUUCGCUCACGGCGGAGGCAGCCGUGGUGGCGAGCUCCACAUCCUCUUGCUCCUCCUCCUUCACACUACCUUCUUCCUCUUGCUCGUCCUCCACAACCUGGGACUCCUCACGGCCGACGACAAUAUCCGGCAUGGCCGAGGUAAUGCCAAGGACCCAGCCCCAGCCCACUUGCAGUUUGGCGGACGUGCCUUCAAGCACGUUACAGGUUCCUGGAGGCCAAAUGAUCUCGCCUUCCAUGUGGAGCACCGCUGGCAGCAGUAGCAGUAGUGGUGGUACCAGCAACGAUCCACAGCAGCGGCUCACUUUCAUCUUCAAGGGCAACCUGACAGCAUCAACAACGGCCUCCUCAUCGUCCUCAACCAGUGGCCACCCUGUGCUGGCCCUGCCGGCCAGUUCUGGCAGUGGUGGGCCGAAGCCAGUUCCCAUCAAGCUUCUGGCCCUUCCAUCGGGUGCCUCUGGGCUUGCCCUCAAUUCGUCCUUGGCCGAGUUGAUCUCUUCUCCGGCCACCCAAGGGGGCUCGUCACGUUUGGCAGCCACCAGGUCCGUGUCACCGCCGAUUCGACUCGUCGUCUCCAAGAUGGCAUCAACAGCCAAGGGUGCUGGCAACAUCAACCAAGGCAGUGCAUUCGCCCACUGGUACUUCGUUGUUGACCUCCAGCCCAUCCAUGGCAAACAUGGUCAUGAAGUCGGUGAUGUCCACCGCAGUAACAGCAAUGACGACGGUGGCACACUCGCCUGUGGUGACAACCAGUGCUGAGGCAACUCUCCCUUUGAUGUCAUCCGGUAUGGCACCAUUGUCAGUGAAUGUGUCUCUACCGGUGCUGCCAGAGGAGCGGCAGCCAGUUGUGAGCGGUGUUUGUGAAUCGCCAGCGGAAGCAGAAGUGCCCAUCAAACUUGACUCUCGUGAGGCAACGUGUGCAAUGGCGGGGACAUCCUCUGUGGUUGUGACCGAGGCAGAUACACGCGGAGGAGUCGCCGCGGCGCUGUCUGCCGAGGUGGUGCCGACGACCCUCUCUGAGGCAGGUAGUAAUGGCAAAGGGGAGUGUGGUGGUGCGGAAAAGGGCCCGUUGUCUGCAGAGCGGCUUGCUUCGCCCACAUUGUUGUCGGGUGUAUGUGCGGACUUGGCAGAGGAUGGCGAGCUGGCGGUGCUGAGCCCAUCGGUGAUCGCCAAUCACAUUGGGUCGCCACAGCUGCCUGACUCGCUGUCAACGCUAUUGGACAUGGCGAUAGACCCACCCGAUGAUGAUGACGAUGAUGAGAGUGAGCUGGCGAGCAAUCGUGAUUCACCAUUGGCCGUGUCGCUG